AUGGCCGAGAGCUCCCUCUACCGGCAGCGGCUAGAGGUCAUCGCGGAGAAGCGGCGGCUGCAGGAGGAAAUCCGCGCGGCGCGCCUGGAGCUGGAGGAGGAGAAACUCCGCGUGGAGCGGCUCAAGAGGAAGUCUCUCCGGGAGCGUUGGCUGAUGGAUGGGGCGGCUGAGGGAACAGACUGGCCCAAGGACUCCACCUCACAGGACCCCCAGUCACCUGAAGGCCAGGCCCAGGCCCGCAUCCGGAACCUGGAAGACAGCUUGUUCACACUCCAAUCCCAGCUGCAGCUGUUGCAAAGUGCGUCCACAGGUGCCCAGCACAAGCCCUUGGGCAGGCCCACCUGGCGCAAACAGGGUCACCGUCCUCUCUCCCUGCCCAUCGUGGAGGCAGGUCCUGCAGGUGGGGCAGAUCUAGACAAGAGAGCCUCUCUGCCACCUGGACCAGCAGGCAUGUCCCCGGAGUCCCUAUCUGAGCCCAGGGAGGAGGCUGUUGGGGUUUUGCCAGCCUCAAGGCAGGUCCCUGGGAUGACAGCAGCCUCCUCAGAAGCCAAUGGGCCCUGCCCCGGACUCAGCCCUCCUCCGGAGCAGGAGCCAAGUAAGGGGGUGGCAGCAGUGGAGAGGGGGGUGGGUGAGGCCAAAGGAGGGGGUGUGGUGAAGGUGGUGUGGGAGGGGCUGAGGGCCACAGAAGACUGUGCCAUAGGGGCCACAGGCCCAGAACUGGAGGCUAAGGUGGAGGAGGUGGUGCUGGAGGCCAUUGGGGACAGGCAGGUGGCUGGCAGCCCAGAGCUCCCAUCCUGGGUGAAGGAGGACAGAAAUGUUGUGGAGGUGGUCUGGGAAGGGGUGGGGGGCACAGAGGGCAGUGACUCAGUGGACACAGGGGAGGGAUGGAGGGGUCGGGAGGCUGCACAGCCGAGCUCACCAAGGCUCCCAGAACAGGGAGUGAUUUCUAGAGAAGGGGAAGGUUCUGACGAGGGCAGCCCUGAGGGCAAUGGGCGGGGGGGCUCUGGAGGUGAGGAGGGGUCUUUCAUUUGGGUGGAGAGAUCAGUCCUCAGCGAGGAGUGGGAAGAGCUGCUGGUGGAGGGUCUGGAGGGGCCGGGGCCAGUGGCAAGGGAGGGAGGAGAUGAGGGCCUGCUGGGGAAAGAGAAGAGAGGAGGUGAGGAAACCUGGGAGGUGGAGAGGAGGCAAGCAGAAGAAUCACUGGGAGUGGAGAAGAAAGGAGGUGAGGAAAAGCUAGGAACAGAGAGGGAAGAAGCCAAGGAACCACCCGGAAUAGAGAAGAAAGGAGAUGAGGAACAGCUUGGGGCAGAGAGCAGAGGAGUUGAGGAAUCACUGAAAACAGAGAGGGAAGGAAUUGAGGAACCAUUAGGAGUAGAGAGAAAAGAAGUUGAAGAGUCAUUGAGAGCAGAAAAGGAAAGAGGUGAGGAAAAGCUAGGGGCAGAGAAGAAAGAAGAUGAGGGACCACUGAGAGAAGAAAAGAAAGGAGAUGAGGUACAGCCAGGGGCAGAGAAGAGAGCAGUUGAAGAACCGCUGGUGGCAGAGAGGAAAGGAGGUGAGGAAAAAUUGGAGGCAGAGAAAAAAGGAGGCGAGGAACUUUUGGAGACAGAGAAGACCCAAGGUAUCGAGCAAGAUCCAAGUCCAGAAGAGCAGAGAGAGUCAGGGGGUGGAAAGGAACCCCAGGCAGAGGAGGUGAGCGAAGCAGGUGCUUCCCUGGGAACCAAGGAAGAACCAAGGCCAGAGGAGGGAGGACUGCAGCCCCAGGAGAAGCAGGAAGGCCCCCUGGAGGAGGAGGCAGAAAAGCCCCAAACUCCUGCUGAGGGCCAGGGCCCCUCGGGGGAUGCUACACCCCUUCUGGCAGAGACCUCCGCUUUGGAGCAGCCCACCGAGUGCCAGCCACUGCUUCCAGUGGAGGGGCCCAGUGCCCACCCUGUGCCCACGUACGCCCCUGCCCGGCAGCCUGAGCCACCUGCCCCCCAUGAAGGUGAAGAGGCAAGGGCCCCUAAGCAAAAGACGUGCCAGUGUUGUGCGGUUAUGUGA
This is a messenger RNA of Trichechus manatus latirostris (Florida manatee), 2034 nucleotides long. RefSeq names its product paralemmin 3 (gene PALM3). Bases 1 to 2034 code for a protein of 677 amino acids. NCBI's taxonomy places the organism in Eukaryota, Metazoa, Chordata, Mammalia, Sirenia, Trichechidae. Gene Ontology annotation, cellular component: membrane. The record is from RefSeq and is a predicted model, not a curated record. Gene Ontology annotation, biological process: regulation of cell shape; negative regulation of cytokine-mediated signaling pathway; Toll signaling pathway. The transcript is spliced from 8 exons.